Molecule: messenger RNA, 1689 nt
Organism: Manduca sexta (tobacco hornworm)
Lineage: Eukaryota; Metazoa; Arthropoda; Insecta; Lepidoptera; Sphingidae
Gene: Orc4
Product: origin recognition complex subunit 4
Exons: 7
Coding region: 98-1606 (502 amino acids)
Biological process (GO): DNA replication; DNA replication initiation
Cellular component (GO): nuclear origin of replication recognition complex; nucleus
Molecular function (GO): DNA replication origin binding; ATP binding; ATP hydrolysis activity
Source: RefSeq, a predicted model, not a curated record
AUUGUAAUUUGACAUUGACGUUUCUCUAAUCGGCGGGAAAUCGCAAUUUGUUGUUUACUAAAUUUAUUAAGGUACAUCAUUAUUAAAAUUGGAAAAAAUGCGUGAACUAAAGAAAGAAAAUUAUAGUGCUGUACAAACAAAACUCGUCCGCAAAUACUUAAAACUAAAAAUUAUAGAAGACAACGUUUCAUUUCAAAGGCAUAAUCAAGAAAGAAAUCAUGUUUACGAUUUAAUGAAAAGGACUGUUGUGUAUGGUGAAUCUCAUUCUGCUUUAUUGAUAGGGCCUAGGGGUUGCGGAAAAACUACGCUAUUGAACUCUGUGCUUCAUCAGUUAAGCAAAGAAGUGGACCUGACCAAUGAUGCCAUAAUCGUUAAGCUGGAUGGACUGAUUCAUUAUGAUGACAAGAUUGCUCUUAAGUCCAUCACUGCGCAGAUGCAACUAGAAAAUGCUGUAGGAGACAGGGUGUUUGGUACAUUUGCAGAAAACUUAUCAUUCCUGUUGAGCUGCCUUCAAAGCGGCAGUGAUCGCCGCUGUCGUAGUAUGGUAUUUUUAUUGGAACAGUUGGAUUUGUUCUGCCACAGUGGUAUCACUCAGACACUUUUGUACAACUUGUUUGAUGUGACACAUUCAAAAUCAGCUCCUAUGUGUGUUAUUGGUAUAACAAACCGCCUUGAUGUAAUGGAUCUAUUUGAAAAGAGAGUUAAAUCGCGCUUUUCACAUCGCCACAUAUUCAUGUUUCCAAACGAAACUUCUGAAAACGACACACCAUCCUCUCCUGUGGACACAUGCAAAUGUGUACUACAACAGCUGCUGACCAUGUCUACAGGUGUUAAUAAAAUAAGCAAUUCUCCUAAGAAAAGGAAAAAGGGCUCUAGAAAAUCUAUAGUAAACACUGAAGAACAAUCUCAAUCAGACACAGAUACAGAAUCUCAUUCCCUACCUGAAGAAGUAUUACAUAGAUGUCAGAUAGAUAGCCAAGAGUUUGCAGAGUUGGACCCAGCGUUUGUGGAAGAUUGGAAUACACAUAUACAAAUGUUGGUGCAAGAUGAGAAGGUGAUUGAUGUUCUAGAAAAACUCUGCUAUUAUACAGUCAAUGAGCAGAUAUUUAGAAAUAUAUUGUUUCAAUUAGUUUGCAAGUUAUCUAUCAAAAAGCCAUACAUAGAUGCUGCUGACCUUAUAUCUAUCAUAGACAACACAGUAGCUCCUGAGCAGAGGGUGAAGUUAUUACAGUCAUUGUCUAUACUAGAGUUAUCUCUGGUCAUCGCUAUGAAGCAUGGAAUGGAUAUAUUCGACGGUCAGCCGAUGAACUUUGAAAUGAUUUUGCAUAGGUAUACAAAAUUCGCCAACAUCCACUCAUCUACUCAAUCCGUACCUCGACCUGUUAUUUUGAAAGCGUUUGAGCAUCUCCAAGCUCUAGAGAUCAUAAUGCCAGUGAGGACCACAGACUCCUUAUACGCGACGGGAGACACUACCACCAGUAGGGUCCAAAAAGAAUAUAAACUGUUCACUUUAGCUGUUCCAGUAGAAGAUAUAGAUGAAGCUGUUAAAGGUUUCAAGGCUUUGCCCACUGAGAUUAGUCAUUGGUACCAUAAUUCUGUUAUUUAAUUUUAUUGAUUGCAAAUGUUUUUUUAUAGAAUUGUUUUUGAAAUUUAUUCUUGGCAACUCUGCCUAUUUUAAUAAAUGAUAAC